AUGAACCCCUCCUAUAAUCCCGAUCAGCAUUAUUCCUCAUGGAUGUCACCUUCUGAUGCUCGCAGAAAUGAAUACGUUGCUCUGACAGUAGGAAUGGUCGACUGUCUAGAAAGCUUGCGGCGAUGCUUUGAGGAAAAUGACGGUCAUCAACAGAAUACCUCCACUUACCCAUACGCACCAAAUGUCAACUACAACCCACACAUCCCGCUUUCCUCAACACAUUCCUCAUAUCACCACGAUUAUUCUUCUCAAGGAGGGCUUUCAAGCAGCGCUGGGUCGUCCCACAUGGAAUCCACUAGAGCAUCCAAUCAAUAUCUUCCCGCUCAUACGCUCAGCUCUGGGCAAGCCAUGGGUUAUAAUUAUCCCAUUCCAACCACACCAAGCGGAGCACGCGCCGAUCGGAAUGCAGUACCCGCAGAAAUCCCCUCCACUCGAAUCACCAACCAGAAGAGAGCUGACACGGUGAAUCGCGGAGGUCAUCUACGACGUGAAGCCCCGGCCGAUAAAAUCUGUGGAUUCUGCCAAGCCAGUUUUACCAGGAAUGAGAGAUUGAGAUAUCACAUCGAGAGUGCUCAUCUUCAGCUCGAGCCGGAAUUUGGCUGUGAUAUUCCGGGCUGCCAACGCGCAUUCCGCCAGCGAAGCGAUCUCCUUCGACAUCAACGUACCGUCCAUCGCUCGUUGUUUCCCAAGUAA
Molecule: messenger RNA, 693 nt
Organism: Puccinia graminis f. sp. tritici CRL 75-36-700-3
Lineage: Eukaryota; Fungi; Basidiomycota; Pucciniomycetes; Pucciniales; Pucciniaceae
Exons: 2
Coding region: 1-693 (230 amino acids)
Biological process (GO): regulation of transcription by RNA polymerase II; central nervous system development
Cellular component (GO): nucleus
Molecular function (GO): RNA polymerase II cis-regulatory region sequence-specific DNA binding; DNA-binding transcription factor activity, RNA polymerase II-specific
Source: RefSeq, a predicted model, not a curated record